GUGGAUUACACCGGCCAGGGAAGAGCAGGAGAGACGGGGGCGCGCUUGCUGUGGAUUACACCGGCCAGGGGAAGAGCAGGAGAGACAAACUGACAAACUGACAAGUGAAGAGCCAGGUUCACACGGUGCUCCGUCGCUACUUCACCGGGAAACUUUACCAGAUUUUAACCUCACUCUGGAGCCUUGGAGUGAGUUUCUUCUUCCGCCACGGAGUGUCCCGCCCCAGAAGAGAAGCUCUGCUCAGGAAGCCAUGCUAAUCAAAGUGUUCCUCUCGCGGUGAGCUGCCUGGCGGACAGUCGGAGGCGUCAUGGCGGAGCUGCCUAUUGCCCCGGGCGAGGUCUACAUCGAGGUGGAGUACGACUAUGAAUACAAGUCCAAGGACCGCCUCAUCACCAUCCACCAGGGGGAAUGCUUCAUGUUGGUCAAGAAAAGCAACGAGGACUGGUGGCAGGUGAGGAAGGAGGAAGGGACUAAACCUUUCUACGUACCCGCUCAGUAUGUCCGUGAAGUGCGUAAAGCUCUCAUGCCCCCUCCCAAAACCCUUCCUCUUCCUGUUGCUGCCCCUGGAAACCCAACUCCACAAAGCGGGGGUGUACUGUGGGUGAAGCCUAUCAGUCUGGAGCUGGGACCUGCGGACAUCCUCCACAGACACGAGUCCAACUACCGGCGCUCCCCCUCUGCACACACCGCCUCUUCUGGGAACUUCAGCCCGCCCACCCAGCGCAAGAACAGUAGCAACCAUCACGACCCCCCCACCACCCCCACCGACCACGACCGAGCUCUGGCGGACAUCCUUCACCACGGUGGAGCCCACCUCCCCGCUCAGAGAGAAAAGUCCAGCACUCUGCCCCGAACCAGAGCCCGAUCCCCGGACAUGGAGCGAUCCCCGCUGGACGUGGACCGCAGGACGGACUCUGCGGGGGAGGAGAGGCGCACCAACGACUCGGAGUCAGGAGACGAGCUCAGCAGCAGCUCCACCGAGCUCCUCCAGACGGUUUCCUCGUCAGGCCACGGCCGCUCCGAGUCUCCGGUCUACACCAACCUGCAGGAGCUGAAGAUCACCCAGAGCAGCCUCCCCCCCGCCCCCUCCAACUCCCCCCUCCACGUGCUGGGAGACUGGGAGACGUACAAGGACCAGCACGGCCGCCACUUCUACUACAACCGCUCCACCCAGGAGAGGACCUGGAAGCCCCCCCGAGCCAGAGAGCCGAGCACCGGGAGCUCCAGAGGAGAGAGCCUGAGCGCCGGAGAGAGCUCCGAGACCACUCCCCUUUCGCUCUCGCCGUCUUUCCUUCCCUUCCUGUCGCUCUCCAUCGGUCGGCUGCAGCCUCUGUCAUCGGAGGACUUCAGUACCUACUCUAGCCAAUCAGACAGUCAGUAUGGCUCGCCGCCGCGUGGUUGGUCGGAGGAGAUGGACGAGCACGGCCACACGCUGUAUGUCAGCGACCAUACCAACGAGAAGUGGUUAAAACACGUUGAUGAGCAGGGCCGACCGUAUUACUACAGUGCCGACGGGUCACGCUCAGAAUGGGAGCUGCCGAAGUUGAACCACUCCCUCCCCCUGCCUGGAGACGCUCCCAAGAGUCGGAGUCUGGACCGGAGAAGCGUCGAGCCCAUCGUCCUCACCAAGUGGAGACACAGCGCCUACGUCCAAGACCCCAACGACAAGCGGCUGAUAAAAACCCGGCGUUUCCGCGCAGGCUCUGCCCGCCAACACCCGUACAAACACCAAGACGCUCCUCUGAGCCCAAAGCCCUCCACUCCAGACUCUGACUCCUGCCCUUCGUCUCCCAAGCCCCCCGCCUCUCCCUCUGAAAAGUGCGGCGUUCUGAAUGUGACAAAGAUCACCGAGCACGGCAAGAAAGUACGGAAGAACUGGACUUCCUCCUGGACGGUGCUGCAAGGAUCCUCGCUGCUGUUCACCAAAAACCAAGGAGGCGGGACCAGCUGGUUUGGAGGCGGUCAGUCUAAGCCAGAGUUCACUGUGGACCUGAGGGGGGGCUCGGUGGAGUGGGCCUCCAAGGACAAAUCCAGCAAGAAGCACGUUAUGGAGGUGAAGACUCGGCGGGGCACCGAGCUGCUGAUGCAGUCGGAUAACGACGGGCUCAUGAGCGACUGGUACCGAGCGCUGCUGGACACCAUCAGCACCCAUGCUUGGGAGGAGUCUGAUGAGGCCAUUGAAGACGACAUGCCGGAGUCGCCCGGUGCAGAGAAACACGACAAGGAGAAAGAACAGAGAGACUCAAAGAAAGGCAGAGCCAUGAAGACGUCCAGCAGCAUGGACGCCUCGGACAACAAGAAGACGAGACACAAGCUGAAGAAGUUCCUGACGCGCCGGCCCACUCUGCAGGCCGUCAGAGACAAGGGAUACAUCGAAGAUCAGGUGUUCGGCUGCAGUCUGUCCACUUUGUGUCAAAGAGAGAACGGCUCCGUGCCAAUCUUUGUCACGAUGUGCAUCGACCACGUGGAGAACAAUGGUCUGUGUGUAGACGGGCUGUACAGAGUCAGUGGGAACCUGGCUAUCAUACAGAAACUACGCUUUGCUAUCAAUCAUGAUGAGAGGGUGAACCUGUCAGACUCCAAGUGGGAGGACUUCCAUGUGAUCACUGGAGCGUUGAAGAUGUACUUCAGAGAGCUGCCGGAGCCUCUCUUCACCUACGCUCUCUUCCACGACUUCAUCAGCGCAAUCAAGAGUCCAGACUACAAGCAGCGGGUUCAGUCCAUCAAAGAUCUGGUCCGACAGCUGCCCGUCUGCAACCACGACACCAUGCAGACUCUCUUCAAGCACCUCAGGAAGGUGAUCGAGUACGGCGAGGAGAACCGUAUGACCACUCAGAGCGUGGCCAUCGUGUACGGCCCCACGCUGCUGCGCCCCGAACAGGAGACGUGGAACAUCGCGGUCCACAUGGUGUACCAGAACCAGAUCGUGGAGCUCAUACUGCUGGAGUACGAGAACAUUUUCGGCAGGUAGAGAGAGACGCUGGAGGACGAGCCUCUUGUUUUUCUCUCUCACUCUCCCAACGCAGAGCUCUUCCUAACCCAGCGUGGCCCUGCCGAACACAGCCUGGCUCGGAUCGGCUCGACUCAGCUUCUCUUCAUCUCAAAUUGUAGUCACUGGCUUUCUCCUCUCGUACAACCUCCGGACCAAAGCUACGCAAAUGUGUCAUAAACCAAACCAUAGAUGUAUCUAACUAGCGACCAAGAAACAGGUUUGCACUUUUCAGUAUCUCAUUUUCUCCUGCAGCUGCAUUUGUGCCACUUUACUGCAAUAGUUGACGUCCAAAUGUCCCGACACUGGAUUCCUAAUACAGGGCCAUGAACGCCUCAUCUACUGCACAGAGACCAAAGCAUCAGUUGGCUCGAAGUAAGAAGGAGGCGUCAGUAUUGGAGGUUGGAGACUGGACUGUAUUGUAUAACCUGUCACCACUCCUGUAAUAACCACACUGGGGAACCAAGAGAAGAAACCUAACUGCUGUGCUUGGCUUUAGACGUUUAGACACUAAGAGAAGCAACGUGGAGAAGAAGGGAUGAUAUGGAACGCUUUUAUUUAGGAAUGAUAUGAACAUUUACUGCCCUUUCCGUACAGUUCUCCCUUUGUCUUUCCUUUUAUUUCAGCAGGAAUGCUUCACCAUCAAAAUGACCACUUGUAUAUCAAAUUACUCGACCCGUGUUUUCUUAAGUUUUUGAAGAAGAUGUCGUUUUUCUUGUAUCCCUCUACGGUAGGAAGAAUUCGAAAAACUGUUUGACGAAUUGACGUAAAUUGGGACGUAUUUUAAACCCUUUAUUUAAAAGCUCUCACAUUUUGUGCCGUAAAGCUCAAUUAUCCUGUCACAUGCUAGUCAUUCCAUUUAUUUAUAAAACCUUACAUUAUAAAAGACAUCAAAGUUUCACAUUUGAGCAUCAUUUGACCCUCCGUGAGACUAGUCAUGUGGAAGUGCUUUAAAUAGUAAGCUCUUAAUGAAGAAUUCAAGAUAACGUGGUGAAUAAUUGUCUUUUUGGAAAAUGGUCAUUCCUUUAAACGUUCCCCUUCUGCCUCUUUCCAUCUCUUUCUUUGUUCUUCUUCCUGUAUUCCUGAAAUACUGGACCAGGGUCCUCUGAACACACGAGAGGUUUCCACUCUGUAAUAUAUCUGCACGCCACCUUCUCCAUUUGGCUUUAUGAACAAAUCACCUUGCAGCAGCCAGAACUUGAACAACAAACAAAUGGUACUCAGCUGUGUCUUUCCUUGACUCAUGGAUAUGAAAUGUUAAGGCCAACCGUCUUUGAACCAUGACUCCAUUGAUACAUCUGUACAGUGUUUAUGUGUGUGCAUGUGGACGAGGGGGGGGUGGAUGGAUGAAUGGACUCGAUGACAAUAUAUUGUACAAAUAGUGAAUAUAAAUAUGUAUGCUUGGAAUGUUAAAGAAUAUGAUAAGAGGGAGAAAUCACUAUUGUUGUGAUCGUUGUGUGACCAACAGAGGAAUAAAGUUCUGAACUGGGGAUGUGGAGGUUUACCUGUGGUUCAGGUAAAUGAAAGAUUGUUUGAAUGUAACUUUGGAGAGUAACUGUUGGCUUUACCAAACUGGAAUAAAGACCUCUGAUAAGAGAUAUUUCCAAACGA
Molecule: messenger RNA, 4600 nt
Organism: Trematomus bernacchii (emerald rockcod)
Lineage: Eukaryota; Metazoa; Chordata; Actinopteri; Perciformes; Nototheniidae
Product: rho GTPase-activating protein 12-like
Exons: 19
Coding region: 308-2971 (887 amino acids)
Biological process (GO): signal transduction; regulation of GTPase activity
Cellular component (GO): cytoplasm
Molecular function (GO): protein binding
Source: RefSeq, a predicted model, not a curated record